UCUGGACUGGAGAAAUAGGGAGCGUGCAAAAGUGAAAUAAGCAUUGCAAGUUGUCUGUGGACUGUUUAACCCUCCGUGGAACGCACAAGAGGGAACAUGGUGCAGCAAACGGAACACAGCGAGACGGAAAGUAGCGCGUCCAGGGACGCUACGGACACCGAGGAAAGCGAGUUAAUGGCUUGCAGCCCCGUUCCGUUGAAGCCGGACUGGUGCAAGACAGCAACCGGUCACAUAAAGCGACCCAUGAAUGCAUUCAUGGUGUGGUCGAAAAUCGAAAGGAGAAAGAUCAUGGAACAGUCCCCGGACAUGCACAACGCGGAGAUCUCCAAAAGGCUGGGAAAACGGUGGAAAAUGCUGAAGGACAGUGAAAAAAUCCCGUUCAUCAGGGAGGCGGAAAGGCUCCGACUAAAACACAUGGCUGAUUAUCCGGACUACAAGUACAGACCCAAGAAAAAACCAAAGCUCGACAGCUCUUCAAAAUCAACCGCGCCUUCGCCGGAGAAGUCUAGCGGCAAAACUGCAAAAGCUGCCGGUAAGAAAUGUACAAAAUUAAAGACCAGCAAGGCGGGCACCAGACCCUCGCACGAUUACAGAUACGACUAUGUGUUCACAAACUUAAAGGUUAAUAAGAAUCUUAAAAGGGAACUCAGUGAUGAGGAGGAUGAGGACGAGGACUAUGAAGAUGAGUUACCGAUGCGGAUUAAGCAGGAGGAGAUCGAGGAGCAAGUCCGGCCGUACAAUGUAGCCAAAGUCCCCGCCAGCCCAACACUGAGUUGCUCUGCCGAAUCGGAGGGCACAAGCAUGUAUGAAGACACAAGGGAAACCGCACCAAAUAGACUCUUCUACAAUUUUAAGAACAUCACCAAGCAGAGCACCGCGUGCCCUGCGUCUCUGUCACCAGCCUCUUCAUCCAGGUCCGUCUCCACCUCCUCCAGUUCCAGCGAAGACGUGGACGACUUGCUCGUUGACUUCAGCUUGAAUUUCGCUGCCCCUUCCCAAGGGUCCGAGCUGGGGAGCUCGAAUUCAGGAAACCUGUCUCUGUCUUUGGUGGACAAAGAUUUGGACUCGUUCAGCGAGGGCAGUCUGGGUUCCCACUUUGAAUUUCCAGAUUAUUGCACCCCCGAACUCAGUGAGAUGAUUGCUGGGGACUGGCUGGAGGCGAACUUUUCGGAUUUGGUCUUUACUUACUGAGUUAAAAGGACUGAGUAAUAACAGAGGACGAGGAGUAAAAUGACAUGCCCUGCUCAAGCUGUUCCCAACCCUGCCUCUUGCGGUGUGUAUCUGGGAGAAAGGGGAGGCAAAGUGGGGACUGGGGAAUUUUAAAAGAUGCGUACGGAGGUGGUACUGUUGCCAAAAAGUCCGCCGAUGGUUUUCUGACCGCUUGACAGGGUUUUAUGGAUUUUCUGCGGGUCCACAGUUUGCGCUCUGCUGAACUGGACCGGAGGAGGAAAUCUGAAGUCCUAUCUCCUAUGCAUCUUAACCCUCUUGUAACUGCAGGGAGCUGGAACACGUAAGACUGGACAGAUUCCAAGCCAAUCUGAACUGCCAGUGUUCAGGAUGUAAAGAUUUUUCUCUUUUUUCCCAAUUGUGUGUGAUUUCUAGCUAUAUGCCGCAAAUGUUUCUUUUUGUAUCCGGUUCCGUUCACCUCCUGGUUUGAAAAUAUAGCGGGAUAAGCCGCUCUAGAAAACAGGUAUGAGGACACAUUUUGAUACAUAACAUACCUCAUCUUUUUAAAACUAAAGUAAAAUAUUUUCAGGCAUAUUUUUGUACAGUUAACAAGGGAAUGUUCUUACUGUGCGUUCAGUGAGUUUUUCAGGCACUUCUACCCCGUUCUGUUUAUUUUAGCACGCAAGAGUCCUGGGAGGAGGAUUACAGAGUUACAUUAAACUUGCAUCUAAAUGCCUUGUAAUUUUAAGAUGGGGUUUGUACAGCUGUAGAUGAGAUUUGGUGCGUAUUAGUAGGGAUGAGUCAAAACGGAGGUGGGGACCAUAGACCUCACUGCUGGUACUAGUUGCGAUUGUAUAUGUACUGUAAUAUAGUAAAGUUAGGAGUUUAUGUAUAUCAUUGUGGAUGGGUUUCAACUAGCAGGUGUGAAACUGGAUUUUUUUUUUGUAUUUUAUAUCAUUUU
Messenger RNA from Megalops cyprinoides (Indo-Pacific tarpon), 2128 nucleotides. RefSeq names its product SRY-box transcription factor 11b (gene sox11b). Gene Ontology annotation, molecular function: DNA-binding transcription activator activity, RNA polymerase II-specific; RNA polymerase II cis-regulatory region sequence-specific DNA binding. NCBI's taxonomy places the organism in Eukaryota, Metazoa, Chordata, Actinopteri, Elopiformes, Megalopidae. The record is from RefSeq and is a predicted model, not a curated record. Bases 97 to 1191 code for a protein of 364 amino acids. Gene Ontology annotation, biological process: anatomical structure morphogenesis; negative regulation of transcription by RNA polymerase II; neuron differentiation. The transcript has a single exon.